AUGGAGGUGAGAGUGAAGAGCUGGAGGCUCGUCAAACCAAUCGACUGGCAUCCGCCUCCUUCGACUGAUCGUGUCCACAUCGUUCCCCUGACCGUCUUCGACAAGGUGACCACGAACUUCCACGCCGCCGUCAUCUACCUCUUCCGCCCGCCGCAUGCGCCGACCUCCAAUUGCCACUUGGAGCGCGGCCUCGCGGAGGCCUUGUCCGCCUAUAGGGAGUUCGCCGGGAGGUUUGCCGCCGACGAUGACGACUUUCCCCUCCCGUUCGAACCGUCCCCUGCUUCACUGCGCUUCCUCUCGAGCAAUGAUGACGGUGAUACUGGAGAUGCUUUGGCGCGUGUCCAACUGACACGGUUCGCGUGUGGCUCCUUGGCUAUCGGGUUCUCGUCGCACCACCGCGUCGCCGACGGGCACGCCACUGCCAAUUUUUUAAUCGCGUGGGGGCUCGCUUGCAGGGGGAUUUCGUUCCCGUCGCCGUUCCGCGACCAGUCCGUUGUCGCUGUUCCGCGUGACCCUCCGGAAAUCCGGUUCGAUCACCGGAACACGGAAUACUACUUCAACGCCGACAAUGAUGGUGACAGUUUCCCAAAAGACGACUGA
This is a messenger RNA of Zingiber officinale, 600 nucleotides long. RefSeq names its product agmatine hydroxycinnamoyltransferase 1-like. NCBI's taxonomy places the organism in Eukaryota, Viridiplantae, Streptophyta, Magnoliopsida, Zingiberales, Zingiberaceae. The coding region runs from base 1 to 600 and encodes 199 amino acids. The record is from RefSeq and is a predicted model, not a curated record. The transcript is spliced from 2 exons. Gene Ontology annotation, molecular function: acyltransferase activity, transferring groups other than amino-acyl groups.